Messenger RNA from Erigeron canadensis, 1843 nucleotides. Its product is annotated as glucose-6-phosphate/phosphate translocator 1, chloroplastic. Lineage: Eukaryota; Viridiplantae; Streptophyta; Magnoliopsida; Asterales; Asteraceae. The record is from RefSeq and is a predicted model, not a curated record. Gene Ontology annotation, biological process: transmembrane transport. The transcript is spliced from 5 exons. Gene Ontology annotation, cellular component: Golgi apparatus; membrane. Gene Ontology annotation, molecular function: antiporter activity; triose-phosphate transmembrane transporter activity; phosphoglycerate transmembrane transporter activity. Bases 229 to 1389 code for a protein of 386 amino acids.
GCAAAAAAAAACUACACAACUAUUCAAACAAAGAGCAUAUGCGAAAACAUUUUUAUUUUCAAUUAGAUUUCCAUCUUUGAUACACUAAAACACCAACAUCAAAAUCAUCAAAGAUUUUAAUUCUAACAAAAAACCUUAUUUUCUUAACUUUUUACUCAAAACCCACAAGACCCCAUUUUAUUGAUAUUGAAUUGAAUCCUUUUUUGUUGUCAAAAAUCCAAUAAAAACAUGAUCUUUUCAUUGAAACAAUCAUCUUUAACAACAAAUUUCAAACACAAUCCAAAAAUCACCAACCACCGGAAAAUUUCACCAUCAGAAUCCUUGGUUUUACCGCCUCUUUCAAAGCCCAAAAACAACAAUCUUUUCCAUGUAUCAAAUGCAAAUUUAAAACCUUUAUAUAUACAACCUAUACAAAAAUCAUCAUAUUCAAGUGUGACAUGUAAAGCAUAUGAAGCUGAUAAACAUUCUUCUGAUGGUAUUGAUAAAGUAGAAGCAGCAAGAAAGGCUAAAAUUGGUGUUUAUUUUGCAACAUGGUGGUUUCUAAAUGUUAUAUUUAAUAUAUAUAAUAAAAAAGUAUUGAAUGCAUUUCCAUAUCCAUGGUUGACUUCAUUGUUGUCACUUGCUGCUGGAUCAACAAUUAUGUUGCUUUCAUGGGGGACUAAGCUUGCUGAAGCACCUAAUACUGAUCUUGAUUUCUGGAAAUCUUUAUUUCCUGUUGCUUUGGCACAUACAAUUGGUCAUGUAGCAGCAACUGUAAGCAUGUCUAAAGUUGCCGUUUCUUUCACACACAUCAUCAAGAGUGGCGAGCCAGCUUUUAGUGUCUUGGUUUCAAGGUUCAUCUUGGGAGAAACAUUCCCGGCAUCAGUUUACUUGUCUCUUCUGCCGAUCAUUGGUGGUUGUGGUCUCGCUGCCCUUACCGAGCUCAAUUUCAACAUGAUUGGUUUUAUGGGGGCUAUGAUAUCAAACUUGGCGUUUGUGUUCAGGAACAUUUUUUCCAAAAGAGGCAUGAAGGGGAAGUCUGUUAGCGGAAUGAACUACUAUGCUUGUUUAUCAUUGUUAUCACUUUUGAUCCUUACGCCAUUUGCAAUUGCCGUUGAGGGACCAAAGAUGUGGGCUGCUGGAUGGCAAAAUGCUGUCUCUGAAAUUGGACCCCAUUUCAUUUGGUGGGUGGCAGCCCAAAGUAUCUUCUAUCAUUUGUACAAUCAAGUUUCAUAUAUGUCACUUGAUGAAAUCUCUCCGUUGACGUUUAGUAUCGGAAACACGAUGAAACGUAUAUCUGUUAUUGUUUCCUCUAUUAUCAUAUUUCGUACACCCGUUCAACCAAUUAAUGCUCUUGGAGCUGCCAUCGCUAUCUUUGGAACUUUCUUGUAUUCUCAGGCAAAGAAGUGAAGAACACAGAACAGUUAUCAGGAGGACAAGCGGUUUCAAGUGUUGAUAUUGAUGUAUCUUCUUCAUCCGUGAAUGCAUAAUAGCAAGGUCACCCAACAGCUUGUUGAUGUUGCAGAUAAUAAUAAGAUAAUAAUAAUGCAUUAACAGCAAGGUGACACAGUAGACUUUUUUUUACCCCCCUGAGUGUGGGAGGUAGUGAGUGUUUUUUUCCAAUAAUAGUGAUGGACAAAUUCGGUACUGUUUCUUUCAAUUAGACUUCUUCUGUUUUGCCCUCACACAAUGCAAUGUAUUGGAAUUUAUUCCUGGUAUCCUUUUGUAUCUACUAUUGUAAAAGGCACGAUUAGUAAUGUAAAGGCAGUGCAACAAUUCGACCGAUACAAUGUUGUUAUAAUGUGGUCUUGAUGUCCCAACUCAGUAGUAAAUUUAUGUAGCUAAACCAUUUCUGUUUUUGAUA